AUGCACCAACUAGUCCUACUAGCCCUAUUACUUGUUCCAGUAUCAGCAUUUCUUUUCCCAGCGGCCAGUGGUGGUGGCUGUGGCUGUUGUCCUCAAAGUUGUGCCCCAGCCGCUCAGCCUUGUUGUGGUGGAGGAGCGAGAGCUUAUCAUGAUAAAACUGUUAAGCCUUCUGAAGCUGAUGAACUUGAACUUGUAAGUGAAGAGAAGCAUGUUUAAGGUUGAGGGUUGAUAUUUAGGUGUAUGAACAUUUAGGCUUAAAAGUCAAUUUUGGCCUUAAAAUUAAUUUAUUGGCUUAAAAAUUAAUUUUAGGUUUACAAAUAAAAUUUAAGGAUUAAGAAGAAAACGUUAGGCUUUUUAAUAAUAUUUUAGUUUUAGGAAGCUUGGCCUUAAAAUUAAUUUAUUGGCUUAAAAAUGACCUUUCAGUCUUAAAAAUUAAUUUUAGGCUUAUAAAUAAAGUUUGAAGCUUAAAACGAAGUUCUAGGCUUAAAAAUGAAGUUAUAGCUUAAAAAUUCAAUCUUAGGUUUAAGAAUUUUUAAUUUUUUAAAUUUUCAUUUUAUCUUGUUUUAGCGUGCCCGCCUAACCGGACUACCCCUCGACCAGCAGCCGGUAACAGUUCAAGGCUCCAAAACCCCAUCGCAAGGUUUGGCCGUUUUCGAGCAAUUGGCCGAAGCCGAAGAGAAUAAGCCAAGGACAAAGCGAGCAGACCCAUUUUCAAAGGAAGUUGGCGUGGAUGGAAGUGUUAAGGACGACAGUCUGGUACGAGUGGAUCAAAGCACUGUGGCUCCAGUUUUCGAAAACGAAGCAGUAGCUGUCAUCGACGAUGACAUCAAGUGUAACAGUCAGGUGCUGAAGAAGUUGAUGUUGGAGGUGAGUGGUGCUUGAAGGUUGAUACGUUUAAACUAAAAACGCGGUCUGCGGGGUACAAGUUAUACGUCGGGGCACAUUUUUUGCUAUUUCAUGUUUUGUAAAGAAAGUUCUUGCCAUUUUAAGAUUUUUAAAGAAAGUUCUUGCCAUUUUAUGUUUUGUAAAGAAAGUUCUUGCUGUUUUAUAGUUUGUAAAGAAACUUCUUACCAUUUUGUGUUUUUUAAAGAAUGUUCUUGCGAUUUUAUAGUUUGUAAAGAAAGUUCUUGCCAUUUUAAGAUUUGUAAAGAAAGUUCUUGCUAUUUUAAGAUUUGUAAAGAAAGUUCUUGCUACUUUUUGUUUUGUAAAGAAAGUUUUUUCCCGUUUUCUAGAAAAAAGAUUUAAAGGUAGUACUAUCUGAAUCAUAGGUACUGACAACAUACACUGUUUACCUUGUUUAGUACUAAUAGUACUGUAAUUCCAGGAAAUGACAGACAACUCUUCCAUCUCAAAGCGGCGUAUCAACAAAGAGGCCGAGAAAGUGUUUGGCGGCCGUAUCGACGUCGUGUGCUCACGAGGUCACUUUAGCUAUGUGUACUCGAGUUCACUGUUCUGUGAAGCCACCAAAGGAGAAGUUACUUGUAUUGCCUUCAGACAAUCACAUUAA
Molecule: messenger RNA, 1507 nt
Organism: Bursaphelenchus okinawaensis
Lineage: Eukaryota; Metazoa; Nematoda; Chromadorea; Rhabditida; Aphelenchoididae
Source: the annotation of a GenBank genome assembly